Molecule: messenger RNA, 744 nt
Organism: Lotus japonicus
Lineage: Eukaryota; Viridiplantae; Streptophyta; Magnoliopsida; Fabales; Fabaceae
Product: 40S ribosomal protein S11
Exons: 6
Coding region: 122-601 (159 amino acids)
Biological process (GO): translation
Cellular component (GO): cytosolic small ribosomal subunit; ribosome
Molecular function (GO): structural constituent of ribosome
Source: RefSeq, a predicted model, not a curated record
GGUUUAUAUUCACAAGCCUAAACACUCUCACACAAAUUGGAGUCAGAGUAGGUUUUUAGGGUUUCUGAGUGCAGCUUCUCAACACCCUCAUCCUCCGAACUCGCCGCAAGCUCCCUUCACCAUGGCCGAACAAACUGAGAAGGCUUUUCUCAAGCAACCUAAGGUGUUUCUGAGCUCGAAGAAAUCUGGGAAGGGUAAGAGGCCUGGAAAGGGUGGAAAUCGCUUCUGGAAAUCCAUUGGGCUUGGAUUCAAGACUCCCAGAGAUGCCAUUGAAGGAACCUAUAUUGACAAGAAGUGCCCCUUCACUGGAAAUGUUUCCAUCCGUGGUCGUAUCUUAGCUGGAACUUGUCACAGUGCUAAGAUGACAAGGACUAUUAUUGUCAGGAGGAAUUAUCUUCACUUUAUUAAGAAGUAUCAGAGAUAUGAGAAGAGGCAUUCAAACAUCCCCGCUCAUAUUUCACCUUGCUUCCGUGUGAAGGAAGGAGAUCAUGUUAUCAUUGGCCAAUGCAGGCCAAUCUCAAAGACCGUGAGGUUCAACGUGUUGAAGGUGAUUCCAGCUGGAUCUUCAAGUGGGGUGAAGAAGGCAUUUACUGGAGUGUGAGAUUUGGUUCAGUUGUUUUGAAGGACAAUUUUCUUUAUUAGUAAUUUUGAUUUCUGCAAGAUGACAUUUAUAAAAAUAUGAUCAAUUUUGGAUUGCUUGAGGUUUUGUUCUGUGAUUGGUUUAAUGUUAUCAGUAUUUUGGUA